This is a messenger RNA of Sphenostylis stenocarpa, 471 nucleotides long. The record is from the annotation of a GenBank genome assembly. Lineage: Eukaryota; Viridiplantae; Streptophyta; Magnoliopsida; Fabales; Fabaceae.
AUGAUUGUGUACAACACAUUUGACACUGCCAUCAAUGUCAAUUGCAUGGCGAUGCAAACACUGCACUCCCAAAACCUCCAACACAGUUUCCACCAAACGGGAUUUACUGAGAGAGGUUAUGAACGUGCGCUCAGGGUAGGCCUUGAUUGUAUUGAUGCAAUAUGCGACAAAACUUACAUAUGGAUUGAGGCGACAAAACAUCGAGCCUACCCGACCUAUUCCACAAGGACUCGCUCUCGAGAGUUCAAGGGCAAGAGACUAAGGUUGUUUGUCGCUCAAAGCCAGGAGUGGGUUGUUGUGACCAGGCUUAGGCUGCAAAACAGGACAUUUGAUGUUGAGGUUGGUUCCGUGGCAAUGGCACACGAUGAUGGUGAUGUGAUGGUGCUGUUACUUUGUUUCCUUGGAUACGCAUCGGAUAAACCGCCCAUUAAUUUCUAUAUUUACAUGACACUGUCACAAUGGUUACUAUAA